Molecule: messenger RNA, 2763 nt
Organism: Tachyglossus aculeatus (Australian echidna)
Lineage: Eukaryota; Metazoa; Chordata; Mammalia; Monotremata; Tachyglossidae
Gene: RPL22
Product: ribosomal protein L22
Exons: 4
Coding region: 16-402 (128 amino acids)
Biological process (GO): cytoplasmic translation
Cellular component (GO): ribosome
Molecular function (GO): structural constituent of ribosome; RNA binding
Source: RefSeq, a predicted model, not a curated record
GCCCCUUCGGCCGCCAUGGCGCCCGUGAAAAAGCUUGCGUCGAAGGGUGGCAAAAAAAAGAAGCAAGUUCUGAAGUUUACUCUUGAUUGCACCCAUCCUGUGGAAGAUGGAAUCAUGGAUGCUGCCAACUUUGAACAAUUCUUGCAGGAAAGGAUCAAAGUGAAUGGGAAAGCUGGAAACCUUGGGGGAGGCGUUGUGACCAUCGAGAGAAGCAAGAGUAAAAUCACUGUAACCUCAGAGGUUCCCUUUUCUAAAAGGUAUCUGAAAUACCUCACCAAGAAGUAUCUGAAGAAGAACAAUUUACGUGAUUGGCUACGCGUUGUUGCAAACAGCAAGGAAAGUUAUGAAUUACGUUACUUCCAGAUUAACCAAGAUGAAGAAGAGGAGGAGGAUGAGGAUUAAAUACUCUUGGGUCUGGAAACAUUUUGUAUAUUCCUGAAUAAAAAAUGGGAAAAAACUGGUGGUUAACUCUUUUCUGGCUACGUAUGGAAAACACAGGAUGAUGAUGGGAUUUUUCGCUGGGCUUCUCUUUCUCUGCCACUGUGUGGAUGUUCCAGUUAUUCUCAAUUUAUCGUUUCCAUAAUUUUAAAGUCAUUUGAAAUGAUCUGAUGCUGAAGUGAUAUUAUAUACCUGGGGACAGUCUUCUAUUUCGAAAGAUGGAGACAUGAGCUCUUCAUAAGAACGUAAAAUGUCAUGCUGGGUCAGAUGGGUGGGUUAUCCACCUCAGUAUUAUUGUGGCACUGACCGACCGAAUUUUAACCUGCCAUUGUGUGGCGCUUAGCAAGUUCUAACAGGCUCUUUCUAAGGGCUCAACUGAAGAAUAUGAAUUUGAGGAAAGAUAAGGGGACUUCUUCAUGGGGGCGUGGGUGGAGGGGCCUUCAAUACGGAGUGGAGUGAGCCAUAUGAGCAGAAGUGCUUACCAGCCCUCUGAGGUCUGUGUUUCCUUCUUUCUGAAUAGAAAUUAGACCUGGGAUGCUUGUUAGCUAUCUGGCCACCCAAAGAGGUGGAUUCAGAAUUUUGAAUGUACUGCUUGUCCUUUAACAGAGCGGAAUUCGGGGAGUGCCUUAAACUGAACUGUAAGUGUAAAUCAGCUGUUGUGUGGAAAUGAAUGAACAGAUGCCGCAUGGGAAAGUCCUGCAGUUUACCUUGUUUGCUUGCAUAAUCGCCUCCACCACUUAGUUCACCCAAUCAGUGGUUUUUUGAGUGCUUACUGUACACAGAGCACUGAACUAAGCACCCUUCCCAGUUUUAGAGGUGGAAAUCAAAAGAUUUUUGUAAGCCCCAAUAGCGGACAAGGGUAGGGUUAUGAUGCCCUGCAGCUGUGGAGAUAAGGUUACAUUAAAUAGUUCACGGGGUUCAUUUUAUAUGCGGCACUUGGGAGAAGGCUACAAAUGACCCCCUUUCCUUUUUUUAAUGGUAUUUGUUAAACGCUUAGUAUGUGCCAGGCUCUGUACUAAGCGUUGGGCUCUCUUUUUCCUCUCUGCAUUUUCCCCCGUUUUUCCUCUUAUUUUUAGACUUAAUUUUCAGUGCAAUAGCCCUUUCCCUUCUGGUUUGCAGAAAUUAUGCAAAAAUAUGAGGCCCGUAUAGGAGUAAAUAGGGUAUUGUGCAGCUGCAGGCAGUGGCAACCAGUCGGGGGAACUCAAGAUGAGCCCAGAAGAAUUCUUCCUGGCUGGGUGGGAAAGCCAAAUGAUCAUUCCUCUGUGUACAUGUAUGUGUACAUGCACAAUUGUACAGUGGGGACAGUGUAUGGGAGUGAAGGAAAUAGGAAGUCAGAGUAUUGGGCAAAGGGAGAUAAUCAGGGACCCGUAGUUUUGGCAUAUUAACUGAAACACUAGGUUAUUUGGUUACUUUAGAUGGGACAAUCUAGAAGUAUAUUCCUGCAUUAAUACCUGGGGAAUAGAACAGGAUAUUCUGAACUUGGGAUUUUCUGUUGCUGUAGACAUCGACUCCAGUAAUGGAAGUGGUAUUAGAAGUCUGAUGGUCUACUCCAUAGGGACAGAAUAACAGGGCUUUGAUGACUUUGAAAAGCUCUGUGAUGCCUCAUGAAACCUUUUUAAAUCUAAGAAGAAUAUUGUAAUGUUACUCGUGCUUUCUGUUGUUUCCUUCCCUCUUUGCAACCAGGGAUGCUUGCAUGUGGAAAUGGGGUGUUUAUUGUGCGCAGGCCUGUGAUUUCCUUGCUGGCCUGCCGCUAAGCAGCAUAGCUGAAGGCAGAAAACGGAAAUGAUCCCAAGUUAGUAGGAAGAUGGAGUGCGCAUUCUAAAGGUCUCUGUCUAGCUCUGCCUUCUGUGAGGUUGUGAUAAUCAAGUUGAGAUUAGGACUAGUUCCACCCUGACAAGGGAUACACAACCUUCCCUUUUCACUCAAAUGCCUUUUAAAGCAGAGCUGUUGCCACCCCUCUCUCCAUCUGAAAUAAAAGGAUUUUCCAAAUGCAGCAUGUCAUCUGCUGGACUUAGGAGGAGCAUUACCUACUUUGCCAUGAUUAUUAAAUUUCAUUUCUUUUUGUCUCAGUAUGACAGUUCAACGUUUCCAUUAUAGUGACGUCUCAGUAUGUUCAUGCUUGAAGCUGGCUCUUCAGAAGGAUAUAGUUUGUGAAAAUUAUGUGUUGAAAAUUGGUUAACAAGACAUUUUUCCUAAAAGAAACAUCCCAUGUUUUUUGAACUUGUAAUGAAAGCAGACUUCACUGAAAUUUCCUUUUAGAUGCCUUUUUGAACUCUUGUAAUUGGGAUGAUGGAUUACAUUUUAUAUUAAAGUGGCUGAAAUUCA